UCAGCUUUCAAAAUGUGUGCAACGCAGUUUGGAGAGUUUUAUAAAUUUAUAGAACCGCCCGCUAACAAUGUGUUAGAACUGAGUUUUCAAGUUCCGUUCCAAAUUAACUUGCGAGCCCAACGGAUCGCGUCGCACUCGCUGCAGCCUUCAAGAUCAACGCCCCAGCCAGAUAGACAGAUCGUCACAGACAUAUAUAUAUAUAUAGGGUAUAUAGAGUGCACGAUGUAUUCGCGUCAUCAGAGUCGAUAUCGCAUGUCUUCCAAGCCCCAACUGCUCCAGCUCCAGCUGCUGCUGCUCUCGCUGCUGCUGCUGCUGCCGCUGCCAAUGGGAAGCGCAAGUCCUGCAGCGCCGGCUCACACCAUCUACUAUCGCAAUCAGCCACCCGAUGCGUCCGGACACUAUGACUUCGAGUUCCAGACCUCGAAUGGUAUCACCACUAAGGCGGCGGGCAACGAGAAUGGCGCCGUGGGCGUGGUCCAGUAUGUAUCCUUGGAGGGUCUGCCCGUUACCUUCACCUAUGUGGCCGAUGCCAAUGGCUAUCAGCCCAGCGGCGACCAUGCCCCAAAGCAUCUGGGCCGCCAGCUAGAGUACAUUCGCACGCAUCCGGCGGUGGAUGAGGCGCAAUCGAGGCGUUUGUAAAGCUCACUUUGAGUUCUUGAAUGUUUACAUUUAAAUAUAUGCGUGUAUAUAUCUAGCUAAAUUGUCAAUUAAAUGCCUGUCGUCAUUUGGGCCAAGCAGUUA
Messenger RNA from Drosophila virilis, 741 nucleotides. RefSeq names its product Cuticular protein 78Ca (gene Cpr78Ca). Gene Ontology annotation, molecular function: structural constituent of chitin-based larval cuticle. The record is from RefSeq and is a predicted model, not a curated record. Lineage: Eukaryota; Metazoa; Arthropoda; Insecta; Diptera; Drosophilidae. Gene Ontology annotation, cellular component: chitin-based extracellular matrix.